GAUGAGAUCAUCCCAAGCACACGCGCAUCAUCUUUCACAUUGCUGUGAUUCUUUGCUUCCCGUUCUAACGCUGUAUCUAUUUGCUCCUUGCCGACGAAACGGGCCUUUCCGAUGUUACGAUGAUGGUUUCUUCUGGUGGUCCGCUCACAUAUAGCUAUCCUUAGCUUGUCUUGCCUCAUGAGAAUGGUCCGGAAGAUCCCCCGCUCGACCCCGAAGAAACGCUUCAAGUAUGUCACUUCAAUGUUCCCAUCAAUCGGUAAGACUCGUAGUAUCGCUUCUGCUCGACGGAUCCGAGCAGUGCCUUUGUUGUCUUCGUGUCCCCGUGUUUCCUUCUUCACCUUGAAUGUUGAUAUCACCGAUAACAGCAAUGGGUUGAACCGGACGGUAUAACUGACGUCGCCUGUCAAACAGUGAUGCUGUACUUGCCAUAUGACCAGCCGCUAAAUUCAUUCUCGGAAUAUAAGUAUGGUAAAGCAGCCAACACGACUGUCACCACGGGCACAUGGUCCAUUGUAUUACCGUCUUUUCAUCCAGAGUCUGAUCUCGAAGUGCGCAAAUACCAAUAUGAAUAUGACAAUGCUCUGUGCUCGGACUGCUUUGUUGUUUUUAACUUUUUCCCAGUGGACGCUUUUUGAAUUGGUGUAUUUCACUAAAAUAGAUACAUGGGUAGAUACUCACAUAGGCCAUAUCCGCUUGCGAUUGAAGUUGCAAUCUUUU
Molecule: messenger RNA, 717 nt
Organism: Serpula lacrymans var. lacrymans S7.9
Lineage: Eukaryota; Fungi; Basidiomycota; Agaricomycetes; Boletales; Serpulaceae
Exons: 3
Source: RefSeq, a predicted model, not a curated record